This is a messenger RNA of Ictalurus furcatus (blue catfish), 7073 nucleotides long. RefSeq names its product transmembrane protein 170B (gene tmem170b). Gene Ontology annotation, cellular component: plasma membrane. Gene Ontology annotation, biological process: negative regulation of canonical Wnt signaling pathway. The coding region runs from base 222 to 698 and encodes 158 amino acids. The transcript has 3 exons. Lineage: Eukaryota; Metazoa; Chordata; Actinopteri; Siluriformes; Ictaluridae. The record is from RefSeq and is a predicted model, not a curated record.
GCGCUCUGACGCGCUCAGACCGAGGGGAUGGAUGUAGGAGGGAUGGAUGUAGGAGGGAUGGAUGUAGGAGCGCUUGUGUAGCCGACAACAUGGCCUCCAAGCAGCCACCGUUACUCUCCACUAUGAAGAGACGAAGUAACGGUGCUUCUCCGCUGCGACCGGACACCGUCAGCCCAAACACGGGCGUCGCUGGUAAAAGAGGGCGGUAGACCUCCCUCUCCAUGUCAGGCCCGUCUCUUCCAUCCAAAGCCACGUUCAGCCGUUUGACAAAGACGCGCGCGAAACCGGGUGUCGGCGGCGGAACCAUGAGCAAGGAUUAUUCCAUUAAUCUAUCCGUGCAGCGCGUGCUGAGUCUGUGGGUACAAGGCACCGUGCCCACACUGCAGCACUUCACAGAGAUGUGGUACUGGGUGUUCCUGUGGUGUCUCUUCUCUUCACUGUUUGUACACGGCGCCGUGGGGCUGCUCAUGUGUGUGAUGCUGCAGAGGCACAAGCGAGGCCGCCUCAUCACCCUGGUGCUGAUCAGCGCCGGCUUUCUCGCCUCCGUUAUUGGAGGCGUCCUCACCAGUGCGGUGGUGGCCUGGGUGUACCGUGUCGCAGGAAAGGACAUGGCUCCUCUAGAGGCUCUGGUGUUCGGAGUGGGCCAGACCACUCUCGCCAUCCUAAUCUCCUUCUCCCGCAUCCUGGCCACUCUUUGAAUGGACGUGGUGGUUCAGUGACCGUGACAUCCGGCUGGUGUAACAGGUUGGUCGAGACAGAAGGGAUGGAUCUAUGGGUUGUGGAUGUGGCCAGGCCACAACAAAUGCUAAGAAAGGUGUUUGAGGUUCCUCCUCAAUGACCAGAUGGACCUCCAGCAGGCAGUGCUCAGAAAAUCAAGUGGUUCAAAUCUCUCUGGAUUUAAAGAAAACGAACAAAAAAACUGCACUUUGUUGGUCGCUGCCCACUUACAACCGCAGAUCAUGGAAAACUAAAGUGACUGUCUUUGGAAGUUUGUCCUUUUUUUAAAUUUUUUUUUUAUAUAUGUUUGUCUCUCGAGUGUACUUCUGGAAAGUGUUUCUGUCCAUCCUGUAUUGCGUGGGCCUGUUCAGCACUCCGUAAAUCCAGAGCUCGCACCUGAGGACCAGCCAGUGGAGACGCUGUACGCCAGCUACACCUACCGCAUUUAAUUAACCAAAUAUAUUUAACCCCUUCUAUUUGUGAUGUUUCCAUCUACAGCAGUAUAUCAGUGUGGAUACACAAUAUUUACAGUGUAUAUAUACUGCAUAAAAAAACACCUUUAAGAAUGAAUGGCUUAUGCUUUGCACUUUCUAAAAUGUUAACAGGUGCAUCUGUGCAGGAUUUUGCGGAUCCUGUACAAAAUCCACCACACUUUACUAUAAGGACUCGCAGCUAAUGCAGAUUAUUCAAUAUUUACUUUUAAUUAUCAAAAAUAUUUAAUUAUUUAUUAUAGACAAAUAAAAAUGAUUUACUUUUUUUUUUUUAAGUGAAUGAUGACAAAUGCCGUCUUUUCUUUUCUUUUCUCUUGGUUGAGUUUAUUAUUUUUAUUUCCAGUGUAUUGACGUCCCCUAUGUCUCUCAAUCAGAAUGCUACAUACUCGUGUUUUUAAACGGCUCUAACCAGAAAUGAUCAUUCUUUAUUCAGUCUCCAGCAUCAGUUCUACAUUUCUCGGAGUUCUCCGCUUGAGUAAUGUUAGAAUUGUUAAAGUGCUGCUGUUGGGUUUGUAUGAAAUCGUUUGUUUUGCUCAGUGUGUGUUUUAAUCACCUUUAUAAUCUAUCAUUGUUGAAGCGUCGGACCUCUCAGUUUAUACAUGUCCCAUGAGGCUUAGUUGCAUGUAGACUCGCCUUUUUUUUCCCUUUCUUUUCUUUUCUUUUCUUUUCUUUUUUUUUUUUUUAAACCUCAAGCCUUAAGAACACUCUGUUUCUGAAAGUGUACGGAAAAAGGGAAAAGUUUGAAUUUGGUGCACUGCUGCUUCAGUGGGUUCUGUAGAUUACUGCGCACCUUUUUGUACACGGAUCGACGUGAGGACGUGAACUCAUCCCCCAUCACACACACGCACCUGAAUAUCCUAACUUUCACUAUUUACUUUACUUUUCUAAUGAGCUCAUUGGUCCGCCGUCCCUGUGUUCAGCGCCGCUGUGUCCCUGAUGCUCGGACUGCUGCAGACGUUAGACGUUAUGGAAUGAAAUCAGAGUCGGCAGAACUUGAGGGGGGGGGGGAACAACAACAGAUGAUUGUAAUUCUUAAACAUGUAAAAAUUUUGGAAGUUACGGUUCACCUUAUUUAAUAAAUAAAUAAAUAAAUCCAGCUGUCAGAAAUUCAGGAUGAAGACAGUUUUUAACCAUUUUAGACCACUUUUAAUGCAACGGCUCAACCUUUUAACUACACCAGGAGAGCAGCAGGGUUUUUUCUUCUUCUCACAAGCCUCUGGUAGUUACAGUAAAAACCUCAUUAUAUACAUAUAUCCCCCCCCCCAGUCAUUCAGGUUUGCUGACUCACAUUUCAUUGCAUAAAAAAGUAGCAAAUUCUUCAUGCAUUAGGAACAAAUGUGAUGUUUGUAUUUUUUCUUUCUCCCCCUCAUUUAAAAGGGGAUUGAGAGCAAAGCUGGUGUUGAGCACUGGAACGGGCCGUGUUUUAGUUUUUCGGUGGAAGGACAGAAUUGAAUGUGAAAAUGUGCAAUCGCUGUAUUUCCGAAUGAAGCCACUUUAUUGUACCAUCUACAGGUGUUUUCAUGUACUGCAGUCAGAAACGCAAACCUAGAUUUGUUCCGUCACUUAAAAACUAUCGUGUAUUUUUUGUAUUAUUAAUACUUUGUUUUUUUUAUUUUAUUUUGAUAUAAAACAUUGACAUUGUUUACAGCUCCACUUUGCUGCUAUUUCUGCAGGAACUUGCAGCAGUUCCUGUGUGUGGUUUUGUUUUGUUUUUUUGUGUGUCUUACGUAUACUCUGAUUUAUAGCUCAGAGAAGAGAUUAGAUUAAUGGUUGAUUUUUAAAAUGGUAUCUGUAUUCAAACAGGUUUUUAAGAAAAGGAACGAAGGAGGUACAGUAGCUUUCCGUAUAUUUGUUCAGUAUUUAAGUAGCAUAAUGACUAUGUUGUAACCCAACCCCCCCAUCAUGUCCAUGAUUAUGGACAUGCAGGUUUCUUCUGAGCGUACAAAACUGCAGCACAGGAAAUGCUUUGUACCAGUUUAUCAUUUUCAAAAAUGAUAAUAAAGUGAUUCCUGCCACAGAAUCACAGCUAGAGAUGAUUAUUUCCAGUCUUUCUUUACGCUAAAGUAUUAUUUAAAAAAUAUGUAUUUUGCAGACUCCACCCCCCCCCUCCAUUUAGUUCUGAUUGGUACUCUGAAAGACCAGAGAGAUUCUAAAGUAUUAUGAAAGCCUUAUCAUUAUUAUUAUUAUUAGCUUCUGUAAUUGUCACUGUUCACCUUCAGUAGCAGAUCUGUCCACUAGAGAGCGCCAGUGGGCUGUAAUUAGUUGAGAAGGCUAUGACAUAGAGAGAGAGAGAGAGAGAGAGAGAGAGAAUUGAUGUCCCUGAUUGCAUUGCUUGUAGUUCACAGACUGAUCAGUGACUCAUCAUAUCUGCCCCUCUUCAAAAACUUUAUCUUCUUACAAUACCUAAUUAUACUUCAUUACAAAUUCGACAGAUUUACUGCUACAGAACUAAAAUGUUUAGAGUUCUUCCUUAUCUAAAAUAACAUUACACAUCAUUAAGAGUUUAUUGUGUGCGUGUGUGUCUGUGUGUGUGUGAGCGUGAGAACGGAGUUCUCUUGUGGUUGUGGUUGUGUGUAUGGAGGUUAUUUAUUCUAACGUCGUUUCAUCUUCUCGAUUUUCUGUACAUGCACUCGGUCUGAAAGAUCUCUGUAUUCCGUUGUUUUAAAGGUUUUAAUCCCCUGCGUAAUUUUCAAAUGCAGGGACUACAGCUGCCUUUUUCUUUUAUAAAUGUAAGUAUGCGAGCCCAGAUAAUGUUCCUGGAUUUAUUAUGUCUUGGUAAAUUAUUGCCACAGACAGAAAGAGAGAGAGAAAGAGAGUCAGACUUACUAGUAGACUAAAGUACAAUAGAAUGAAGCUAUUUAGUGAUUUUUGGCAUUAAAUAGAUAUUUUGCACAGUUUUUUCUCUGUGACCCAAAUGUGGCUGAUCAACAAAGACGUGGUUUGUGUGUCCGAACCUUCUUUUCUGUACAUGCAGUCCCAAAUCACCACAAAUCUAAGUUAUAUAAAGACAUGAUCAACUCCAUAACAUUCGGUUUUCUAUGGUGAAAGUUGAAGUGUGUUUACAGACAAGACUUUUAUUUAUUUAUUUAUUUAGUAUGAAGAAUGACUAACACCAAGUAUACUGAACCACCGAGAAGAUCAUACAGUCAAUAUUCUCCCUUAAAAUCCAGCUGGUCCAUUGAUUUGUUUCUCCCGUGACUCGUUUGAUCUACACAAGUGUCUUAUAUGUCAUUAAGCUCUGUGACUACAUGCAGAAAGCGAAAUUGGAAAGGAUUUCGGACAAUCCUCCUCAGCCAACUCUGUACAUAAGCACUGGCACAUGUAGAUAGUGUAUGAUAAGGUUCUUUUUUUUUUAAAUUUUCUAUCAGCAGACACCUGGGGUUUAUAACUUGCCAAUUUAUUGUACAGUAGCUUUUUUCCUGUAAAUUAUCUGCUGACAUUUGAAAUGAAAAAUAAACCAUUUUGUAAUAAAACAUAACCAAUCCUGUGGUCAUUUUCAUACUUACGCUAUUUAAUCCUUAGUUCCUUUUAUUCUCCAAAACUCCGGAACACGCCGAGUUUCAAUAUUUAGCAAGUCCACUACCAGGUAAAUAAAAUGCACAUGGCAUCCCUUACUGAGUCUGGCUCGACAUCAACAGACCCAUAAAGAGUUCUCGGUUCUGGUUAGCUUUGAUCUGACACUUAAACAUAUCUUUUGGUCCAUAUUAAAUUUGAACUCUUUCAUGUAUAUUACAUAUAUGAACUUUUACCUCAAAUCUCAUUAAUGUCCGACACGCACGCCUUUUCAUGACUUAUGUACUUUAUUUACUUCUCAUACUGCUUAUUUCUUUUGCGUUGUGGCUAGACAGUUUAGCAUGUUUUGUUUUUGUAUAGACUAUGAAUCACUUUGCAUAAACUCUUGUCUUGUCAUAGCGUAAGUGUUCGUUCAGGGUAGCGUGGCAUGCUCUCCUGGUCCCUGGAGCCUUCUGGAGUAAGGCUGGAGACAGGGCAGCUAUUUAUAUAGCGUCUAAGUCAGUACACGCCCUGCAUGCUGUAGGACUUCUUCAUUAGAAUCGUUCAGUAUUAUUCAGUAGUGUGGAGACAGACCUGGUAUACGUGUGGAUCGCUGGCAGUCUUGAUAGACCAUUAAACAAUGAUUUAAAAACUCGUUUUUUUUUUGUUUGUUUUUUUAAAUGAGGCAUUCACUGUAGUCUACUGUAGCACUCGGUCUAUAUUGACUCCAUUUGUCUAAUCAAAGCAUCAGAUUUAAUGAGCUCGAAUGCUUCCUGCGCUGAUGCCUCUGCUUUGUUUAAUGACCUACAGGACUUUAUAAAGAGUGCAGUGAUCGUUAGUGUAAACACGGGGCUAUGAAGAUUAAUGGAGUCUCCUAGGAGGAAUAUAAUCAAACAGCUGAGACCAUGAAGUGUGUGUGUGUGUGCAGUAGGGAUGUAACACAAUGCCACUAUCUGUGAUCAAAUAUAUUUAUAUCUGUAUUUGGAUUUAAACUGGAAGUGGGCGUGACCUAUUCCAGAAGUUUUUUUUUUUUUUUUUUUUUUUUUUUUUUUUUGGUGAAUCCUAUGCCCCUGGACACUUAAAAAUAAAAAAAAAUAUUCCAGGGCUACUGUAAAACUGUCAUUUUUCAUUUACAGACUAAAUCAACAAAUAGUCAUUAGGAGAACAUAAUUUAAUUGAACUCCUUUAUCUUCAUAUAGGUCUCCUAUAUCUUUCAGAACAACCACGUCUUCUCCAUGCGACCACCUGCAGCUGUAAAAGAGCCUACCUUUAAAUCUAUUUUCUUUGUCGGUUUUCAAUGAGAAUGUGACUUUACUCAUAAUGUGAAGUCCUCAAGCAAUGUUCAUAUAGUUGAACUGUAUCCCUCAUGAGUUACUGAAUAAAGUGAAUAAAUAUAAAUAUACUCGGUGCAGACUGGUGCGUGUAAUGCCAGUACGUACAGACUACAACUAAUCAGACAUCUUAAUAGGGGAAUAUUUCCACUGGGUUCUGAUCUGUAGCUCCUGAGACAUUGAGUGUGCAAGUGGCUCCAUUGUCUUCUAGUUUCCUCCUCAGGAAACCCACUUGAGUGAAGAAACACCAGCAGUCAAAGUGACAUUCUUUAACCUGGAAGAUCUAAAGAGAGAAAACAACCUCAUACCAGGAUGUUUAACGUUUAACGUGAUCUUUAAAUUCCUGACGUCAAUCCGAGCACCUUCUGUCUUUCAGAUCACAUGAAGAUCGAGCCAAAGCUCUCAAUGAUGGCUGUUAGUGCCCUAUUUUUAGGAUUACUGAUUAAGUAGACCCAGCCUUUAGCUUCCAUUGUUUCAGGUUAAGUUCUGGGUGGUUUUAUUCGGAACAAUGUGUGAUCCUCGCCCGUCUGUACAGGCGCCUGCCGAGGUGUCCCGCCUUUUGUUCUGCUGCAAGACAACAAUUUAAAAAUGAUGUUCAACUGCAAAGCACAAGAAGGUAUUAUCAAAUUUAUAGUAGAUAAGUACAAUCAUUAAUUAUUCAGAAUGUAAAGAUUAACAUACAGUAUAGACUGAAUCUGAGGCUACAGGUUUACCUGAAUGGCCUUGUGUCCAGGCUGCUGGUGGUGGUGGUGGUGCUGGUGUAAUGCUGUGGCCGUGGUACACAUUGUGCCUCUUAAAACCAAUUGAGCAUCAUUUGAAUGCUAUAGCCUGUCUGAGUGUCAUUGCUGACCAUGUGCAUCCCUUUAUAGGCACAAUUUAUCCAUCUUAUAAUGGCUCCGUCCAUUCUCCCUUGCCAGGAGAAGACUGUUAUCUUGGCAAAGGGAGGUUUCACAAAUUGACUAAAAGGGUGCCAAUAAUUGUUGCACAACUAUAUUUAACAAAGAUAUUUUUUUAUAAUCCUGUGUUGUUUGUAAUUGUUUGA